This is a messenger RNA of Puccinia triticina, 612 nucleotides long. RefSeq lists its product as uncharacterized. NCBI's taxonomy places the organism in Eukaryota, Fungi, Basidiomycota, Pucciniomycetes, Pucciniales, Pucciniaceae. The record is from RefSeq and is a predicted model, not a curated record. The coding region runs from base 1 to 612 and encodes 203 amino acids. The transcript has a single exon.
AUGGAAGAGAUACAUAAACUGAGAGCUCAGAUCACUAGGAUCAUUCAAGCUGCGACAAUAGAAACUGGGCUGAAAGUCGAAUUCUCACCUAAAUUGAUGCCACCAUCCGAAACCCAAUUGAAAGUUUUAAGACAAUCAAUCACAUCAGCGUUCAUCGAUCAAAUCGCGAUCAAAGCCAGCAAAGUGAAAUCUCGUCAGUCCAGCUCCGGAAAGCCGAAUGUAAACAGUCACAAUAAAAAUCUGGUUGCCUAUUGGGCCAUUGGAAUCGAAGAAGACGUCUUCAUCCACCCAAGUUCAGUUCUGUUUGAUUCUAGCGUCCAUCCAGAACCUGAGUUUAUCGUCUUUCAAGAACUUCAUCGGACCGAAAUGCGAAUCUGGAUCAAAGGAAUCACUCUAAUUAAUCCUUCUUGGUUACCCAUCUUGGGUAAAUCUCUGUGUACCUUUUCCAAGCCGAUCAAACACUCCAUCAACAGCAAGAUUCCUUCUCGUGCUACAGACACUGAACGUAAAUGCAUCGUAAUUCCCAAGUUUGGUGGGCCGACCCUGGACGUUGAGUUAGGCCCAGUUCAAAUGACUCAACGCAAAGUCGGUAAUCUCUGGGUUUGGCUGUAA